Messenger RNA from Sphaeroforma arctica JP610, 870 nucleotides. RefSeq lists its product as hypothetical. Gene Ontology annotation, molecular function: ATP binding; metal ion binding. The transcript has 2 exons. NCBI's taxonomy places the organism in Eukaryota, Ichthyosporea, Ichthyophonida. The annotation marks the transcript as partial. The record is from RefSeq and is a predicted model, not a curated record.
AUGCUACAGCUCAUGCGGGACGAUGGUCUUCUCGAAGAUGGCGGGGAGAUCUACUGCGACAUGAACGACAACGAGAAAGCCUCUGACAAUGUACAGCAGGCAGCCGAGGCUACUGGGAUAGAUUUUGACGGCGUUUUUAGUCCACACGAAGGUGUUAUGACGCUGGUUGGUGAUCUGUGCGAGCGUAUGAAGUUGCCUGGUAACUGCGCCGAAGCGUACUAUAUGGCCAGAGAUAAGAAGCUCGGCCGAGAAGCGUGUGUGCGCGCCGGUGUACCAUCGCCUCGGUUUGAGGCGAUAUAUAAACGAGAUGAUAUAGACGCCGUCGUUGAGAGGGUUGGUUUGCCUCUGGUAAUGAAGCCCUCGUCGGGUGCGGGCAGUGACGGUGUCUUCAAGUGUUCGUCCAUGGAGGAAGUGUACACCAACUACGACCGUGUGAUCAAAGAGAUGAGCGAGAACGACACCUUCCUCAUCAAUGCAGGGCUCACCAUCCUGCUGAUAGUCGAGGAAUACAUCGACGGCGACGAGUUUGAUGUGGACGUGCUCAUGUACGAUGGUGAGGCUGUUUAUGCGAAUAUUAUCGAUAACUGGCCGACGAUGGAGCCCACUUUCCUGGAAACGGGCAGCAACUGCCCUACCUCGUAUGGACCCAAGGAAGCCCAGCAGCUCAAGGACUACGCAGUGGACUGUGUCCGGGCUAUGAAGUUCAAGCAGGGAUGCUUCCAUGUGGAAGUGAAGUACUCGCGCAAAGAGACGCGGUUACAGAAGGAUGCCGACGGUGACGUGCUGGGCACGCCGUUGCUGAUCGAGGUCAAUCCUCGCAUGGGGGUGGGUGCGCUGUUCUGUUGUGGCGUGAGUUUUAUCAGUCAGAAA